Molecule: messenger RNA, 330 nt
Organism: Saccoglossus kowalevskii
Lineage: Eukaryota; Metazoa; Hemichordata; Enteropneusta; Harrimaniidae
Source: RefSeq, a predicted model, not a curated record
AUGUCUAUUGUUACACUAGCUAGCUGCUCUCUCACACCGGUAGAGCAGAGAUAUUCACAGACUGAAAGAGAGGCACUAGCCGUCACAUGGGGUAUAUUACACUUUCAUCUGUAUCUUCAUGAAAGUCAGUUUCAAGUAACAACUGAUCACAAACCACUUGUACCAUUAUUCAACACCCCAACAUCAAAAGCACCAACACGCAUAGAAAGAUGGAUACUUAAACUCCAAGAAUAUGACUAUAAGGUAGUUUACCAGUCUGGAAAGCUAAAUCUUGCUGACUAUAUGUCAUGUCAUUCAUUAUCAUCAACAAGACAGUCAAGUCGUGAAUAA